AUGAUUGCCAAGACCACCAUCUCUGCCCUGCUGGCCGGCGCGGCCCUCGCGAUCCCUGCCACUCCCACAACUCCCGAGGUCGACUUUUCCAUCGGUGCCCUCGACAGCCGCCAGCUCGGUGGUAAGGUGACCAACAGCGCCAUUGCCAACUUCAACUCUGGCAACACCCACGACGGUAUUGGUGCCGGCAAGGACGAGUAUCACAUGUACUACGGCGACGGCAGCACGGGUGCCGGCUGGCCGGACCGUAGCCGCUGGGUGUCCUUUGUCGACAUGUUCAACAACUACAAGAACCAAAUGUUCAACUCUUGCUCCGGCCAGGGCCAGGCCAAUGACUCUGGUCCCGAAGUUGGCGCCAUUUAUGACGGCAUCCAAAAGGCCGCUUCGGCGUCGGGCGUCGACCAUCGCUUCAUCCUGGCCGUCAUCAUGCAGGAGUCGGGCGGCUGCGUGCGCGUCAAGACGACCAACUACGGCGUGCGCAACCCUGGCCUGAUGCAGGACCACGACGGCGAGGCCACGUGCAACGACAACGGCCGCGUACAGAAUCCGUGCCCGUCGGGUACCAUUUACCAGAUGAUCUCCGAGGGCACGGCCGGCACGGCCAAGGGCGAGGGCCUCGCGCAGACGCUCAACCGCCAGGGCCACAGCGACGUCUCGGCGUUUUACCGCGCGGCGCGCCUCUACAACUCGGGCUCCAUCUCUCACACGGGCAACCUCCAGGACGGCAUCGCAACACACUGCUACUCAAGCGACAUUGCCAACCGUCUUACUGGUUGGGUCUACGCUGCGUCCAAGUGCAACUGCGACAACAACCCCAGCAGCUGCGGUAUUACGACCAACUAA
This is a messenger RNA of Akanthomyces muscarius, 843 nucleotides long. RefSeq lists its product as uncharacterized. The record is from RefSeq and is a predicted model, not a curated record. Bases 1 to 843 code for a protein of 280 amino acids. Lineage: Eukaryota; Fungi; Ascomycota; Sordariomycetes; Hypocreales; Cordycipitaceae. The transcript has 4 exons.